AGGGACCCAGGCAGAAUAGGAGAAAAAUUGUAAAACAAAAAUUCAAAUUCUCAAAAAAGACCAGAUUUUCCAGUCUGACAGAAACUGGAGGAACCCCCAAGACUGUGGCCCUAAGAUGCCAUUCUGAACUGGAACUGAAGCCAUUCCUGGAGACCACCUUUCAGCCAAACCACAAAAAUGGCCAUAAUAAAAACAAUAAAAAAAAGAAUGAAUAUAUAUGUCCACACAAACAUAGCAAAUGAAUGUUCAUAAACAACAUAAUAAUCAAAAAGUGAAAACAACCCAAGUGUUUAUCAACUGAUGAAGGAUGGGCAAAAGUGUUAUAUCCUUACAAUGGAGUAUUAUUUGGCAAUAAUAAAAAAUAAUGUAUGUCCUGUACAUAACACAACAUAAAUAAAUUUUGAAAACAUUAUGAUAAGGGAAAGAAGCCAGUCACAAAGGAACACAUAUUGUAUGAUUCCAUUUAUAUGAAAAGCCCAGAAUAGGAAAAUCUGCAGGAACAAAAAGUAGAUUAGCAGUUUUCUAGGACAUGGGCAGAAGGAGAAUGGAAGACUGAGGAGUGAUGGCUAAGGGGCAGAGGGUUUCUUUGUGGAGUGAUUAAAAUGUUCUAAAAUUGAUCACGGUGGUUGUUGUACAACUCAGUACAUAUACUAACAACCAUUAAAUGGUAUGCCUUAAAUUGAAGAAAUGUUUGGAAUGUGAAUUAUAUGUCAAUAAAAAUUUUACCAGACACAAAAAGCCUUGAAUCGUUAUAUCCAAAAAAAUGCUGAUGCAACUAUAUAGUUACUUUGUCUUUAGUUCUUGCGUUAAGGAGACUGCUUCACAAGUGGCUUCACUGUUCUUAACACUAUUCUAAAUUCUACUAUAUAACACAGGUCACUUGCAAAUAUUAUAUCAUAGACUCUUAGCUGUGUGAUAGCACUUUCGAUAAAAGAGAUAUUAAGUACACUCAUACAAACACAAGGUCAUCUCCGUAUUGCUUUUUCUACUUGGCACCCACAUUCUCUGCUUAUUCGUAUAAUGUGUUUACUUUGACCUGUAACAGUUGUAUUUUAACUUCUUGAUUGAUUUCUCCUGCGAUAGAAGCAUGAGCAAUGGUGGAAGGAAACAGCAAUUUGACAGCGAGAAUUCACUUAACCAGGAUGUCUGUGAAAUGGAUUUCAGUUCUUCUGCUGAUACAACUGAGUUGUUACUUUAACUCUGGAACUUGUGGGAAAGUGCUGGUGUGGCCAACAGAAUAUAGUCACUGGAUCAAUAUAAAGACAAUACUGGAUGAACUUAUUCAGAGGGGUCAUGAGGUGACUGUUCUAACAUCUUCAGCUUCCAUUCUUAUUGAUUCUAACAAAACAUCUGCCAUUAAUUUUGAGAUUUAUCCUACAUCUGUUACUAAAGAUGAUUUUGAGUUUAUAUUAAUAAAAUUGAUGAAGAAAUUGACAAAUGAUCUGCUGAAAGACAGAUUUUGGGCUUAUUUUUCACUACUACAAGAGAACUUGUGGGAAUUUACUGAUUGUAUUCAAAGGCUCUGUAAAGAUGUAGUUUUCAACAAGAAACUUAUGAUGAAACUUCAAGAAUCAAGCUUCGAUGUUGUUCUUGCAGAUGCCCUUGGUCCUUGUGGUGAACUACUGGCUGAACUACUCAAAAUACCCUUUGUGUAUAGUGUCCGAUUCCUUCCUGGAUAUACAUUUGAAAAAUAUAGCGGAGGACUUUUAACCCCUCCUUCCUAUGUACCUAUUGCUCUGUCAGAAUUACAAGAUCGAAUGACAUUCUUGGAGAGGGUAAAAAAUAUGAUGUAUGUGCUUUAUUUUGAUUUUUGGUUCCAGGCAUUUAAUGAGAAGAAGUGGGAUCAGUUUUACAGUGAAGUACUAGGUAAGCACACUACAUUAUCCGAGACAAUGGGGAAAGCUGAAAUAUGGCUCAUUCGAACCUAUUGGGAUUUUGAAUUCCCACGCCCACUCUUGCCACAUUUCAACUUUGUUGGAGGGCUCCACUGCAAACCUGCCGAUCCCUUGCCUAAGGAAAUAGAAGAGUUUGUCCGGAGCUCUGGAAUACAUGGUGUUGUGGUGUUUACUCUUGGGUCAAUGAUCAGUAACAUCACAGAAGAAAGGGCCAAUACAAUUGCAUCAGCUCUUGCCCAGAUUCCACAAAAGGUGCUAUGGCGAUAUGAUGGCAAGAAACCAGACACCUUAGGACCCAAUACUCAGCUUUAUAAGUGGAUCCCCCAGAAUGACCUUCUUGGUCAUCCAAAGACCAAAGCUUUUAUAACUCAUGGUGGAACCAAUGGCAUCUAUGAGGCUAUCUACCACGGGAUCCCUAUGGUGGGCAUUCCCUUGUUUGCGGAUCAACCUGAUAACAUUGUUCGCAUGAAGGCCAAGGGGGCAGCAGUGAGUCUGGACAUGAACACAAUGACAAGUACAGAUUUGCUCAAUGCUUUGAAGACAGUCAUCAACGAUCCAUCCUACAAAGAGAAUGCUAUGAGGUUAUCAGCCAUUCAUCAUGAUCAGCCUGUUAAGCCCCUGGAUCGAGCCGUCUUCUGGAUCGAGUUUGUCAUGCGCCACAAAGGAGCCAAACACCUUCGCCCAGCUGCCCUCAGCCUCACCUGGUACCAGUACCACUCUUUGGAUGUGAUUGGGUUUCUACUGGCUUGUGUGGUAAUUGUUACUUUUCUUGUCAUAAAAUGUUGCUUGUUUGGUUAUCAAAAGUUUUUUAAAACAGGAAAGAAGAAAAAGACCGAGUAGGCCUCUUUUAAGACCCAGUAACAUUCAACUCAACUCUUAUGGUUCAAGUUGUGGGAAGAUUCACCCCCACACUUUGCAAGAGCUGUGCCUUUUCCCAAUAUUUUACUCUUGGUUAAUUGCCAUGGUGUUAGUUAAUCCAUUCUUCCC
Messenger RNA from Loxodonta africana (African savanna elephant), 2882 nucleotides. Its product is annotated as UDP-glucuronosyltransferase 2B31-like. The transcript has 6 exons. The record is from RefSeq and is a predicted model, not a curated record. Gene Ontology annotation, molecular function: glucuronosyltransferase activity. Gene Ontology annotation, biological process: estrogen metabolic process. NCBI's taxonomy places the organism in Eukaryota, Metazoa, Chordata, Mammalia, Proboscidea, Elephantidae. The coding region runs from base 1095 to 2735 and encodes 546 amino acids.